Leptinotarsa decemlineata (Colorado potato beetle) is the source of this 4019-nucleotide messenger RNA. RefSeq lists its product as uncharacterized. The record is from RefSeq and is a predicted model, not a curated record. Gene Ontology annotation, biological process: microtubule cytoskeleton organization; intracellular signal transduction; protein phosphorylation. Lineage: Eukaryota; Metazoa; Arthropoda; Insecta; Coleoptera; Chrysomelidae. Gene Ontology annotation, cellular component: cytoplasm. Gene Ontology annotation, molecular function: tau-protein kinase activity; ATP binding.
GUUGCAAUUAAAAUAAUCGAUAAGUCGCAAUUGGAUGCCAGCAAUCUUCAGAAGGUGUACAGAGAAGUAGACAUAAUGAAGAGAUUAGAUCAUCCGCAUAUUAUAAAACUUUAUCAGGUGAUGGAAACGAAAAAUAUGAUAUAUUUGGUAUCGGAAUAUGCGAGCCAGGGGGAAAUAUUCGAUUACAUCGCCAAAUAUGGAAGAAUGAGUGAAGAUCAAUCCAGGUCAAAAUUUUGGCAAAUUUUGUCCGCUGUAGAAUACUGUCAUAAUCGUAAUAUAGUACACAGAGACUUAAAGGCUGAAAAUCUUCUUCUAGACUCGAACAAUAACAUUAAGAUAGCCGAUUUCGGAUUUUCCAAUUACUACACGUUAGGCGGUCAAUUGUCCACUUGGUGUGGUUCUCCUCCUUACGCCGCCCCUGAAGUGUUCGAGGGAAAAAAGUAUGUUGGACCUGAAAUCGACAUAUGGAGUUUGGGCGUCGUUCUCUAUGUACUCGUAUGCGGCGCUCUACCCUUCGACGGAUGUUCCUUGCAAGCCCUUCGUGAUAGGGUGCUUUCCGGUAGAUUUAGGAUACCUUAUUUUAUGAGCUCAGACUGUGAAUCUCUCAUAAGAAAAAUGUUAGUAUUAGAACCAAAUAAAAGGUACAGCGUACAACAAAUCAAGAAACAUCGGUGGAUGCAAAUGGGCGUGCCUCCAGCGAUGCCUCCAACCAUCGUAGUUUCCAACUGCCAACCCAACGAACAGAUCCUCCGACUGAUGCAGAGCUUAGGAAUUGAUAGUUCAAAAACUAGAGAGUCUAUCCGUUUGGGAAGCUAUGAUCACCAUGCAGCUAUCUACUAUCUGCUCCUCGACAAACUAAGGAGUCAGUUAGUAGGCGGUGAAACCCAAACAGGUGUACGGGAGGUCCAGAGGCGGAGACCGUCAAACAUUGCGGAGCAAGCUAUGCGAAAAAUCGGACGAGCGAGCACUAGCGAAGACUGCCGAAGGCUACUCCAGCAUUCCAUUACCGCUCCCACUGCCAGUAAUAGUAAAAUUUGCAGCAUGCCAAGAAGUUGCGACACGCACGGUAUCGAUGCCGCUAGGUUACUGGCUGCCACCAACAGUGAGGAUGCUUUGAAAAUUUUAAACCAAGCUAGUAGCAAAACUACUUUCAGCAUGUGCAACGAAGCCACCAAGCUAAUGUCCACCCUCCAGAUGUCAGCCAUUUCCUCGGCUGCGGCCGAUACGACCGUGUUCAAAGAUUACAGUCACCAAGCACAUCCAUACUCAUAUGUUCCAGAUACAUUUUGUACCCAACAAUUCCCGGUACCCGAGAACAGGGGUUCCAUAGGGAGAUUUUGUGCUAGUGGCUAUCGGAGCGCCGAGAUUCAAACUCAGUAUUCCAGCUCAACAGACGAGGGAGUAGAGACUGAUCUCGAGGAACACCAGCCUCGUUUAAGCUAUGCAUCGUCUAGUUCCUCAAGUGGCGUGAUGACCAAUUUCAACACAUCGAAAAGUCUGAGCCAAAACUUAAGCUGUGAUAGCAACUUCGAGAGCUUAGAAUAUCCCCUAUCCGAAUCCAGCGAAUUGGCCAGUAGCUUGCCCAGCUGUACCUCGAGUGAAAACAAACCUGAGGUCACUGUGACCGGAACUCGAGCUUCCCAUAACUACUCUCUGACCCCUAAAACUGCGGUGAACAAGCACAAUCCGCUGGUGCAUAUGUCAAGUCUCAAGACCACGCGAGCCAUCACAAGGUCUCCAGUAGAUUUCAGAGAAGGCCGUAGAGCUAGCGACGGUCUUGUAGCCCAGCAGGUUGCGGAUUCCUCUGGUAAAGUAGUUGCUUUCAACUCGCAGAAGUUUAGUGAGAAACGCAAGGCAAAAGGUGUAUUGGAUAUGCAUCUGGUACCACGAGAGACUCAGAGGCAGUAUUCGCCUAGAGAAGCUGCUGAAGACAUUUCUCAAAGACAGAACCAGCACAAUCAGUACUUGCAGCCGAGGCCAAACAAAAGGAUUAGCCUUCCGGAUAAUUUCAAUUACACGAAUCCUGCCAGUGAGUCGGUUCAGCUACAAACUGCCAUGCAGCAUAGAUUGCUCCAGCAAAAGCGCCAAAUCCUUCAGAAGCAGUGUGCAAUGUCUCACCAACCCAGUCCCGCACCAAACUUAGAUCCCAAUCAUUCCCUAUCAAGAAGGCAGAUGCUCCGACAGGCUAGUUACAAGAUAGCUCAGCAACAGCCUGUGUUACCUCCUCUACCGCUCUCAGAAACAGAGAGUAAGGACUUGAUGGCAUUUCAAGCUCUGGUGGAGAAUCCUGGUGAGUCGUGGAACUGCUUAUCCAGUAAUAUUCCGAAUGCCUGCCAGAUUUCUGAACCUGUUUCUUUGCCGACUACAUCUUGGCAAAAUGCGGGCAACACUUGGAAUCAGGUACAGGUGCAACGUUUGUAGUGCACCAAAAUUUUUGUGUUAGUGCUUAGUUUUAUAGGCAUUAAAUAGAUGUUUUUAUAUACCACGUUCCAAAGACGUGAAAAAAUAUAGUUACAUAAGUGAAUCGUAGUUGUCUUGCUAUAUGAUUGUAGCAUGAAAAUCCGGUAGGCACUGGUAGCAAAUCACAUCUGGCAAAAGUAAUAAAUUCAUUCUGUAUUACCAAUGUUUUGAAAAGCAUGAACAAAUUGUAGGAAAAUAUUUCUUGAGAAUUAAGUUAGAAAGGCAUUGAAAGAAAUCUACUAAUUUAUUUACUAAUUGUUCUUUUAAGAUUUAUGAGACUUCAGGAUCAGGGUCCCUUGCAAAGCCUAGCUUUGACAUCAGCAGCCAAAUGGAAAUAGAUUUCUGUCUCUCUGCAGCUUUCACUACAAAAACAAGUAACUGGGUAAAACCCAAGAGCUUUGCGAUUGUGAUCGUUCGUAUACUUGGAGUAAUGAAAGAAAACAGAUGCGUCAGCAAUGUGUGUAUUUUUGAAAUCCACCAAAAAGUAACCCAUACUCCAAUUCUGAACCAAUUACUUAGUCUGAAUUAUCAGAUGUUCACAGUUGUAUAGUUGUGAGGACAACAAACUAUUUCGUUAGUAUGAAAAAAAUUGAAGCCGUAGAAUCGAUAGUACUGUCAUCAAUUUGGUCUCAAAUUGCUCACGACUCUCUUUUCGAUAUACCGAGUAUUAGCUAUUAUCCAAACAAUAGCUCCAGCUGAUCAAACACAAAUGUUACUAUUUUUUUAUUGUCAUGUUUCAUUUGUGGAAAAAAAUAGUGAUUUAUAAAGUAUAUUUUAUUGAUGAAGCUUGUGUAUUCUUUCAUUGCCUCAACUGUAUUAAUGAAAAUACUGCAUUGCCCCAAAAAAAAACUUCUGCAUAAGUUUUAUCAACAUGAAUAAUGAGUGAAAAUGUGCUUUUUCUGAUAUCUCACUGACAUAUAGAAUAUAAAGCAAUCGGAUCCAAGAGACAGUAAAAUGACUAGUCAACGCUUGUAUCGAUACUCGCAAAUUUUUCUUCUUCUAUGGUUCAAUAUUCUCGGGGAUCACAUAUAUAAUAUGCUAAGCUGAUCUAUUGAAUUGUAAAUUGAUAUUAAUCAAGAGUAAAACCUCUCUGUACUGCAAGCAUUCAACACAUUGGAAUUGAAGGUACUUGUUUUAGACUUGACCGUGAGUUAAAUGGAAAACAUUUAAAAAAUAUCAAAUAGCAGUUUUUCGAAAUAAAAAUUGUAGCUGAAGAGAGAUUAGCACUGCGAAUCUAACAUUAAUCUACCAUAAUAAGAAUCUAGAGACAGAUCAGAAAUUUGUGGCAUGGAAAAAGAACAUCUCAUCUGUUCAACAGUUAUGAAAUAUUUUCAUCACCUGUACAUCCGCUCUCAGAAAUGAUUGUAAAUUAACAAAUUUGACAAAGUGAAUGAUCAAGUUAUCAAUAAAUAAAUUGUAGACACCAGUUGCACUGUUGUCCAAGUAUUAUAAACUAGUCCUUUUAGAAGUGAAAGUAAAUGUUAUUUAUUAAUUUUGUAGUUGAUUUAAGUAGACAGUUGUAUAGCUUGUUUUAUUUGAAUAAACUUUUUUCAAAAAAU